This is a messenger RNA of Protopolystoma xenopodis, 1068 nucleotides long. The record is from the annotation of a GenBank genome assembly. NCBI's taxonomy places the organism in Eukaryota, Metazoa, Platyhelminthes, Monogenea, Polystomatidea, Polystomatidae.
AUGAGGAGGCCCACACACCCCCUGAUUGUCUGGUCUAGGCCGGUCGGGGACCCCGUGAGAAUCCUGUUUGAGUGGAACAGCCGACAUUGGCUUCAGCUGCACUCGCCAUUGCCCCAGAUCCGCACCGAGAUCCACUUGGAAGCGCCUCCUUGUAAGCCAUACAUGUACAUUCUGCCUAUCCUCAUGUCGGUCUACCAGUGCGUGUGUUGGUGUGUGUUUGUGCUUGCAAAUUCAUCGUGUGCUCGUACGUGCUUGUCGUCGUGUGUUUGUUUAUACUACCGUGAACAUGUGUAUGCGUGUAUGCGUGCAUCCGAGGCUGUGUCGAGUGCACAUGUGUGCACAUGUGCAUACAUGUCUGUAUGGAGGGUGCUUGUGCGCGUUAAGCACAAGCUUUGGAUGUUGCCUGGACUGCUGUUCGGGAGGCCGAAUGAAUGCUUUGGGUGCAGGUCAAAGCUGCAAAGGGAUGCUCGUUUUUAUGGUAUGCCUGAAUUAUGCAUAAACUACAACCAACCGCCAUAUGAACAUGUCGGUUCUCAGGCCUUGCUGCGAGCUUUGGAUAAUGCACUUUUGCUCUAUUUCUCGUCCGACCACCUCAGAAAGCUCGACAAUUCACCGAAUUAUGCUCAUCCACUAUCCAUCCUCCAUCGGGCUUCCUCUCGGCCACUAGCAACACCAUUGGUUUGGCUGUAUCCAUGCUUCAGCGUCGUCGUGAUCCCAGCUUGCCACUGCCACAUUUCCUCCUCAAGGCCACAUUCACGAGGAGACCUCUUUUGCGUCGACGAUUGCAAGAUUGUGCACAAUAGUUUGCAUUGGUUGAAUUAUUUUCCAUUGGACUCUACCGGCUCACGGUCUACUCGAAUCUCCCACUUUUCAAUCAUACUUCCUCUGGUCGCUUGUCUUCCGUCAGCCCAGCACGACCUCCACGCACUCUUAGCGUCUCCCACGAUGCAUAUUUCCACAUGUCACAUGCUCCUUGUUCGACUCGGCUCCUUACAUGCCUCCAGGGCGUUUUUUCUCUUCUUUCCUAAUCAGCACAACUGGCUGUGGCCCGGUGAUCCGAGUCGCUAG